Scaptodrosophila lebanonensis is the source of this 3039-nucleotide messenger RNA. RefSeq names its product mannosyl-oligosaccharide glucosidase GCS1 (gene GCS1). The transcript has 2 exons. Gene Ontology annotation, molecular function: Glc3Man9GlcNAc2 oligosaccharide glucosidase activity. Gene Ontology annotation, cellular component: endoplasmic reticulum membrane. Gene Ontology annotation, biological process: protein N-linked glycosylation; oligosaccharide metabolic process. The record is from RefSeq and is a predicted model, not a curated record. NCBI's taxonomy places the organism in Eukaryota, Metazoa, Arthropoda, Insecta, Diptera, Drosophilidae. The coding region runs from base 111 to 2630 and encodes 839 amino acids.
AGCAAGUUCGGUGGCGUGUACUUUAGAAAAUAAAUGAAGAUAACUAGAAAAUAAGUAACGUGGAACCUUCCAAGGGAGCUGCAGGCCGAAUCAAAAACAUACGAAGAAACAUGGCGCGCUCCACGAACAACGCUAGCAAUAACACGCCAAAAACGGCCAAAGCCGCUGCAGCUGCUGCCGCCGCGCAAGCCGCAGCACAAGCGACCGCAAAACAAAAGCGGACCAGCUUUAAUUUAUCCUCAAAACUGAUGCUGGAUAAAUGGAAAACAUUGAUUGGUUGUGUGUGUUUGGCAAUUGCCUCGUAUUUUGGCUACCUUGGCUAUUUGGAAACGCGGGUGAAUACGCCGUUCGAUAAUCAGAAAAUGGUGCUGCGCACCGGUCUCGAUGAUCCGGAACGGUAUUGGGGCUCCUAUCGACCGCUAACGUACUUUGGCAUGAAGACACGCGAUCCACAUUCCUUAGUCAUGGGGCUGAUGUGGUACACGCCCAGCAAUUUGGGCCACGGCGGCCAUGGCAUACGCCAUUGGUGUGAGCAGGGUGAUAAGUUAGAUGGGUACGGCUGGACGCAUCAUGAUGGACGUUCGUUUGGUGUGCAGGAGAUACAAGAUCUGCCCUUCGUACUAAAGACGUCGUUCGUCAAGUAUCCGGGAGGCAAGCAGUUCGGUGGCGAUUGGACGGCGCGCAUCUCCGUAAAAAAUACAACGCGUGCUUGGGAUCGCAGCAUCUCGUUAAUCUGGUAUGUGGCAUUAGAUGAGCGCACCAAUGGCCACAUCAAGUACGUUUCGGAUGAGAAGAGCCCGGAGCCAGGUGUUUAUGGUGAGACGCAAGGAUUGGGCGAGUUCCAGGUCCGUUUCCAUGCCGUCAAGGGCAAGAUACUGCAUAAAUCCUACUUGAGCACCGUAGCGCCAUCCCUCAGUAAGUUAAAGGAGACGGUUUUCGCGCACUUUCGUGCGUUCGCCGAUAAGCGGGGUAAUCGCUUUAUUGGAUUGCCCGGCGAGAUUAUUUCACAGAAUGGUAUCCCCACAAAGGGCCACGAACCGAACUUCAUCGCCAUACAAAUAACAGCCGAGGUGGAUUUUACACUGGAUAUAACAUACCAAUCGACAUCGGGAUUUGCCUUGGGUGAUUCAAUACCCAAACCGCCAACAGCACGCGAAUAUACCGAAUCGUUACAGGCCAAGCUUCAGGAGUUUGAUCAACGCUUUGAGAAAGCAUUUCAAUUGCGCGCCAAAGGCUAUUCGCUCGAGGAAAUACGAUUUGCAAAGUCCGCUUUUAGCAAUAUGAUUGGAGGGAUUGGUUAUUUUUAUGGAGCAAGUCGUGUGCAAUCUGUGCAUACAAAAAAUCCCGUGCCCUAUUGGAAAGCACCGCUCUAUACAUCAGUGCCAUCACGCUCCUUCUUUCCUCGCGGCUUCCUCUGGGACGAAGGUUUCCAUGGACUCCUUAUAUCUUCUUGGGACCUAGACAUUGAGCUGGACAUUAUUUGCCAUUGGUUUGAUUUACUCAAUGUAGAGGGCUGGAUACCACGCGAACAAAUCCUAGGCGUUGAGGCACUAGCCAAGGUGCCUGAGGAGUUUGUCACUCAACGCAACACAAAUGCCAAUCCACCCACAUUUUUCCUUACACUGCGGAAGCUACUAACCCAGCAUAGGCAACAGCUUGCGGUAAAGGGACGCCUUGCCACUCUGGAGCGACUCUAUCCACGACUGCAGGCCUGGUUCUCAUGGUUCAAUACCACCCAACGAGGUGAUGUGCUGGGCACCUACCUAUGGCGUGGACGUAAUGCUACCACGUUACGCGAAUUGAAUCCGAAGAGCCUGUCCUCCGGCCUCGAUGACUUUCCACGUGCUUCGCAUCCGACAGAUCGGGAACGACACGUGGAUCUGCGUUGCUGGAUUGCACUCGCCGCCAGCGUAAUGGCAGAGCUAUCGACCCUGCUGGGCAAAGACGACGUAAAGUACUAUGAGACGGCCUCGUAUCUGACAGACAACACGUUGCUCAAUCGCAUGCAUUUGGAUCCGUACACCGAACGCUAUGCAGACUGGGGUCUUCAUACGGAUUCGGUCGUUUUGAAGGUACCUCCGGUGACCCAGAAGAGCGCACACAGCCGCAUUCCGCCGCCGCAGCCAGAGAAGCAACGCUUUACGCUCAAGCAGCCGGAUUACAAAUUUGUCGGCACUACCUUUGGCUACGUAAAUCUGUUCCCACUUCUUCUGGAACAAUUGGAACACGAUUCCCCCUACCUGACGAAGAUGUUGCGCGAUAUGCGCGACCCUGAACUGCUCUGGACCAAUUACGGACUUCGUUCGUUGUCCAAGCACUCGCCGCUGUAUAUGAAACGCAAUACGGAACACGAUCCUCCGUAUUGGCGCGGCCCCAUCUGGAUAAAUAUUAAUUACUUGGCGGUGAAGGCUUUGCGCCAUUAUGGAAAAAUUGAGGGUCCCAAUGCGGCGCAGGCGCGAGAACUGUACGGCGAACUGCGCGAGAACCUAGUGCGAAAUAUAUUCAAGCAAUAUCAGCGCACAGGCUAUAUUUGGGAGCAGUACGAUGAUACGACAGGCGAGGGCAAGGGCUGUAAUCCUUUCACCGGCUGGAGUGCCCUAGUUGUCCUGCUCAUGGCUGAACAGUACUAAGGACUCGUCCUCAACUAUCGUCUCUCAUUGCCAACUGCAUUCUUUAAGCUGCUAUGAGUUCUUGUGAUAAACCCACACAAACAAAUUCUCACUUUGUUCCGGAGCUUGUGUUUAUGACUGCAUUUUAGCACCAGCAACAAGAACAACAUAAACAACAUAAGCUAACAAACAACAAUUGUCAAUGAUCUGCAUAGAUAUACAUAUAUGUACCUUUACUGUAGAUGUAGAGCUACAUGCUAAUAAUAUUUAAAUAACUGUGUCUAUGUUAAUGUUUUUAGUAGCGAUUCCUGUCAACAAACAUAACGAAAGCAACCUAAGAGAAUGGGCUCUAGCUCGUUCGCCAAACUGUACAAAUUGAACAAAGAACGAAAUAAAUUCUAGCGUUAAUAGACGAAUUUUAAAAUUAGAA